AUGGUAAACUUACCAACAAAUGUUACUUCAAUAAAUGAACUAUUUACAUAUGAUAAACGAGGUGCAAUGAUAUAUAUCAUAGGUGUUCUAAUAUGGUAUGCUAUUGGAUUUGGUCUUAUACUUAUUAAUGGUAUUGGUCGACGACAAGAUCGUUUUAAAGUAUAUAAACAUUCAAAUAUUUAUCAAUCAACUGAUAAUUUAUAUGAACAAAAAAUACGUAAUGAUGUUUUAAUUGAACUUAAAGAUGAAGAGAAACGAAAAAAAUUAUGGGAAAUAUAUUAUAGUAACAAACAAAAUAUACAAAUUGUUAAUUGA
This is a messenger RNA of Rotaria sp. Silwood2, 315 nucleotides long. The record is from the annotation of a GenBank genome assembly. NCBI's taxonomy places the organism in Eukaryota, Metazoa, Rotifera, Eurotatoria, Philodinida, Philodinidae.